GUAAGGGGUUGAUGGGGGAACACUUUAAUUUAGCACUAGCCGUUAAAGUGGAGACAGAGAUUGUUUUCAGAGAAAUUGAACGCCAUGGAUUCUUCUUCUGAAAUUGUUGGUGCAUCGAUUAUCGAAGCUGGUGCUAGUGGAGACCUUUACCAGCUUAAGGCAAUUAGAAACAAGUUUGCUGAUGAGUGGGAGUUCCGCAAGAUAUGCGAUCAAUAUAGCGAUUUCUCUACUGGCUGGAAUGUCUUGCAUCACGCGGUUGGAAUCGGACAUUUUGAUGUUUGCAAAUUCUUGAUAAAGACCGUCGGAGUUCAUAUUGAUGCAGUCACUUACAAGAGGGAUACUCCUCUGGCAGCAGCUGCCAAAAGGGGACAUGUCAAAAUUGUGGAGUUUCUCGUCAAACAUGGUGCUGAAAUUAGUAUUCCAAAUAUUGAGGGAUUCACUGCGUUGCACUAUGCAGCUCAAAAUGGUAAUAUGGAGCUUGUGGAUUUUUUGGUGAAGGAAGGUGCUUUAAUAGAAGCAGACUCUGCAGAUGGAUCACCUUUACAAAUUGCUGUUUCUCAUGGAAAUGUGGAGACUGUCAAGGCUCUCUUGUCUCAUGGUGCAAAACCUAAUUUUUGCUGUGCAGUUGUGGACACCCCUCUUAUAUGUGCAGUCAAGUCUGGCUCAUUCGAAUGCAUGAGAUUGCUGCUUGAGGCUAAUGCGAACCCAAAUGAUUAUUAUGCUGGAUUAAGUACUCUGGCAUCUGCUGUAGAAGAAUGCAACACAGAAUUUCUUAAGUAUUUGCUUAAAGCUAAAGCAGAUCCAAAUUCAUCUAACAAAGAUAUCUUUAAACCGAUUGAGGUUGCUGCUAUGGUGCAAAAUCGUGCAGCUGUGGAGAUUUUGUUUCCAGUGACUGAACGGCUUGCACAUUAUCCAAAUUGAACCGUCGAUGGCUUAAUGGAGGGCGUUCAUAUUGAAGGAUUUAAAGCAAUGGUGGAUAAGAGAAUCACUCGCCGCUUGAAUGCACUAGAUCUUGGAGGGUUGCGUGACGCGGGCAAUAAGGAUUAUUACCGUGCAAUCUAUCAGUAUAGAAUGGCUUCUUGCAUUGAUCCAUGUAAUGCCACAUGGGUAUCAAACCGAAGCCUGUGGGAAGCACGAGUGGGUAGAUGCAUGCAUUCUCUGAUAGAUGUUCAGAAAUGCAUUAGACUCAAGCCAGACCUCCCCGUCCUCAUCCCUCACCACGGAGGAGAUAAUGCUGCUGCAGGGAAUGAGAUAUUCAAGAAAUUCCUCUACGCGUGCCUUGCGUUCUCAUUGGAUCCUUACAACGAGGCAAUGUGUGAUGCAUUUAGGUAAAUUCUAGUAAUAUUUUUCAUUUUUUUGUUUACCAAAAUAUACAAUUUGUGUAACUAAUAGUGUUUUGUUUUUUGGUUGUAGACUUAGUUUGUUUGAUUUCUUUGCUUGGUUGAUUCAGAUGAGUAGCCGAUAUGAGAUUUUGAGAUUUAGGUGAUGAUUUGCAUUGUAGAACUUCCUCAUAUACAUUGAUUCACUCCUUUGAGCAAGUCAAUUGGAAGAAAAAAAAUGUUGUCACGUUCAUGAAAAUUGGAUGAUAUAAAAUG
Salvia splendens (bonfire salvia) is the source of this 1595-nucleotide messenger RNA. Its product is annotated as ankyrin-1. The transcript is spliced from 11 exons. NCBI's taxonomy places the organism in Eukaryota, Viridiplantae, Streptophyta, Magnoliopsida, Lamiales, Lamiaceae. The record is from RefSeq and is a predicted model, not a curated record. Gene Ontology annotation, molecular function: protein binding. The coding region runs from base 85 to 921 and encodes 278 amino acids.